This is a messenger RNA of Ceraceosorus bombacis, 584 nucleotides long. Lineage: Eukaryota; Fungi; Basidiomycota; Exobasidiomycetes; Ceraceosorales; Ceraceosoraceae. The record is from the annotation of a GenBank genome assembly.
CAUCAGACUCACACUGUGACUGACAGCUUGCGCACACGAUGCAGCAGGCGGUGCUGCUGUUUGGCUUGCAUGCAGCUGUUGCAUUCGCGUGAGCUGCCCGUCGUGCGUGCACCGCCUCAACACGCACACGCACACGCACACGCACACGCACAGGCUGUUUCUGCCGCUGCUGUGCGGUGCCACGCGUGUCUUUGAUGGCAGCUUCAUCGCGCGCCGCUGAUGUCCGCAUGGCGUGGACACGACAAAGCUUCACUCAUCAGAGUUGCAGGCGGGCGGUGACUUCUGGCUUGAGCUGUGUAGAGGUCGCGCUUGUUGCUGCACUACCGUCAACUCACCACAUUGUGAUUAGCCAUCGCUACAUACCACCACACCAUCGUCUUAGCACCAUCGCCCGCCCUCACAUCGCCGCAUACAAGCUCAGCACACGGUCAUCGAUCACGGGCUGCAAGUGUAUGGGAAUAGCGGAUUCUUGACGAGCCAGCGGGUGACAGCAUCGAAGCUGCACAACGACACUUGAUCCUUUGGUUGCCCCCGGCUAUCGCAGCCCGCACACACACAUCCAAUUGAGCUCUUCAGAACCGAAU